Messenger RNA from Lycium ferocissimum, 1695 nucleotides. RefSeq names its product alkane hydroxylase MAH1-like. Gene Ontology annotation, molecular function: monooxygenase activity; heme binding; iron ion binding. Lineage: Eukaryota; Viridiplantae; Streptophyta; Magnoliopsida; Solanales; Solanaceae. The record is from RefSeq and is a predicted model, not a curated record. Bases 1 to 1545 code for a protein of 514 amino acids. The transcript has a single exon.
AUGGCUUUCACUUCUCUAUUGUCCUCAGUAGGCUAUCUUGAAAUAUUUAUGGCAAUCUUUUUCUUUCUUGUAUUCUGGGUUUUAGCAGAUUAUAACAAUGUCCUGCCAAGGAAUUACCCGAUUUUCGGAAUGCUCCCAAUCCUUCUUCUCCAUAUACACAAUAUCCAUGAAAAAACUACAGAGGUUCUUUCAAGAACUGGAGGAACUUUCUUGCUAAAAGGCCCUUGGUUUACUAACAUGGACAUUCUUGCCACAGUAGAUCCUGCAAAUGUGCAUUAUAUCAUGAGUGCAAAUUUUACUAAUUUCCCAAAAGGGCCAGAAUUCAAGAAGAUUUUCGACAUUUUAGGCGAUGGAAUUUUCAAUGCUGACUUGGAUUUGUGGAAGGAUCAGAGGAAGCUCGCGCGAGAAAUGAUCAUUCAUAAGAGAUUUCACAAGUGUUUGAUAAAAACUAGUUGGGACAAAGUCGAAAAUGGUUUGAUUCCAGUUCUUGAAUUUGUGGCUAAAGAAGGCAGAAUUGUUGAUUUGCAAGAUGUUUUCAAGAGAUUCACAUUUGAUACAACAUGUAAAUUAGUCAUGGGCUUUGAUCCUGGCUACCUCUCUCUCGAACUCCCUGACAUUCCCUUCUCGAAAGUCAUGGAUGAUAUUAAUUAUGUCUGUUUCAUACGCCAUGUAUUCCCCGAAAGUGUCUGGAAGUUGCAAAAAUGGCUAGGAAUUGGGCCUGAAAUGAAACUAAACAACGCAGAGGAAGUCAUUGACCAAGUUAUAGUUAAGUAUAUAGCGAUGAAACGUGACGAAUUGAGCGGAGGAGCAAAAAUUGAGGAAGAUGAAGACGGUUUCGACUUAUUAACAUCAUACAUUGCACUUAAUGAUGGAGAAACAAAAACAGAGUUGAAGUUUGAUGAUAAGUUCUUGAGAGAUACCACAUUAAACUUCAUGAUCGCGGGGCGCGAUGGAGUUAGUGCUUGCCUUGCUUGGAUCAUUUGGCUAGUUUUCACACACCCUGGGGUCGAAAAGAUUAUAAGAGAAGAACUUAAGGCGAUCAUCCCGAUGGGAGAAGGCGAAAAACAGAGGCUUUUUACGGUGGACGAGUUGAAAAAUGUAGUUUAUUUACAUGCUGCAUUGUGCGAAACAAUGAGGCUAUAUCCCCCUGUUCCAUUACAACACAAGACUCCACAAGAACCCGAUAUUCUCCCAAGUGGUCACCGUGUUCAUCCGAAGAUGAAAGUGCUGAUUAAUAUGUAUGCAAUGGGGAGGAUGGAAUCUAUAUGGGGAAAGGAUGCAUUAGAGUUCAAGCCAGAGAGAUGGAUUUCGGACCGGGGAACGGUCAAACAUGAGCCAUCUUACAAGUUCUUGGCUUUCAAUGCAGGGCCAAGGACUUGCUUAGGGAAAGAAGUUGCAUUUACUCAAAUGAAAGCUGUGGCUGCUGCUAUCAUCCAUAAUUACCAAAUUGAAAUGGUGAAAGGUCAUGUGGUUUACCCCACUUGCUCCAUCAUGCUCCACAUGAAACAUGGUUUUAAGGUUAGGGUUAAGAAGAGGUGGGCAUAGUUGGGCAUAGUAUAUUUUUCUUUUAUGGUUUACAUAUACAAUCUUGAACAAUGCACACCUCAUAAGUUAGUUUAUUGUUAUUGAGUUAUGCUCAAAUUCCAUUUUUUUACAUGGUAUCGGUCAAGACUCAUCUCAAUUGUGACGGAUACC